Messenger RNA from Myodes glareolus (Bank vole), 1925 nucleotides. NCBI's taxonomy places the organism in Eukaryota, Metazoa, Chordata, Mammalia, Rodentia, Cricetidae. The record is from RefSeq and is a predicted model, not a curated record.
AAGGGUGACGUCCUCAAGUCACAGAGCUCGGGAGGACAGCUGGCUCAAGUCCUUGUUUGUCAGAAAGGUGGAUCCCAGAAAAGAUGCGCACUCCAACCUCCUGGCCAAGAAGGAGACAAGCAGUCUGUACAAGUUACAGUUUCACAACGUUAAGCCGGAAUGCCUAGACGCAUACAACAAAAUUUGUCAAGAAGUGUUACCAAAGAUCCAUGAAGGCAAGCAGUACCCUUGUACCUUGGUGGGAACGUGGAACACAUGGUAUGGCGAGCAGGAUCAAGCCGUCCACCUCUGGAGGUAUGAAGGAGGCUAUCCAGCCCUCACGGAGGUCAUGAAUAAGCUCAAAGAAAACCAGGAAUUUGUAAGUUUCCGUAAAGCCAGAAGCGACAUGCUUAUCUCCAGGAGAAAUCAGCUGCUGUUGGAGUUCAGUUUCUGGAAUGAGCCCGUGCCAAGAUCAGGACCCAAUAUAUACGAACUCAGGUCUUACCAACUCCGACCAGGAACAAUGAUUGAGUGGGGCAAUUACUGGGCCCGUGCCAUCCGCUUUAGACAGGACAGGAAUGAGGCAGUUGGGGGAUUCUUCUCUCAAAUUGGGCAGCUGUAUAUGGUGCAUCACCUUUGGGCUUAUAAAGACCUCCAGACCAGGGAGGACAUACGGAACGCCGCGUGGCACAAGCAUGGCUGGGAGGAGCUGGUGUACUACACGGUCCCACUCAUUCAGGAAAUGGAGUCCAGAAUCAUGAUCCCGCUCAAGACCUCGCCCCUCCAGUGACGCUUCCAUGUGUGCCUACACAGAUCUCCGUGACGAAUAUAUGUCAUGAAUUCAUUUCAGCCAUUCAUCAAGUGAAAAAGAAACCGAGGUGUAAACUGCUGUACAUAGCUUAUAAGAUCUCUUUUCUUUAAGAUUUGCAUAAUCACGAAUGGAAAUCGGGGUUGGGACUACAUGGAGCAUCGCUCUGUCGCAUCUCUGCUUACCAAAUGUUACUUAAGCCUCCAGCCCCUCAGGAAAACAUGAUAACCGGGGGUGGUAGCUUGGCAUUCAGGGAGCUGAGGCAGGAAAAUUAUAGUAAGUCCUAGGUUAAUCUGGGCUAUAUAGAAAGUUUCAGACCAGCUUGGACCCCUGGACUUGCAUAGUGAGACCCUGUCUCUAAAACCAAAAUUCAAAUUCAAAUCAUCUCUGAGGAAAAUUCCAGCUCUAAAAAAGAAUUAGCUAUUGCUUUCUAUUUUCAAAAAUCUGUUUUAUGUUUACAGAUUUCUACAAAUUUCCUUCCUUCAGGAAGAAAUACAAAUUAUAUCAUGCUUCCCAAGCAGGUUUUUUUUUUUUAAUAAAUUGUGAGUGUACCCAAUGGCUGAAAAUGUUCUGAUUUUGUGACUCUUGGCCAGUCAGCAGGCUGAGCGGUGCAGGUGGUCACGGUGUACCUGACCAGAAAUGCCAGAAAUGCAGGCUCCACCAGGCACUGUGUCCAAGGGCUUGGCAUGAACCAGUGCACCACAUGCGAUUUGGGAGUAAACACCUCAAAUAGCUCUAAUUUUAUUUGUAAUAUUUUUCUAUGAAACAAGUAGCUCUUGGGAAAGAGGUUUUAUUUUGUAAACCACCCUUUGUGACCUCUGACCUCUGGUUCUAUUUUGGUAAGCUCACAGCAGACACUUCCAAGAUCUUGUAUGAAGGGCAGGGCACGCUGGGUCUCAGUUGGCAUAAAGCUUCAUAUUCUACCUGUCUCUGUUUGGUUUUGUUUUUUAAUAUAGUGUGCCAAUUCUGUGACUGUAAUCAUGUGGAAGUCCCAUUGAACUGAAGAAUUAUGUCUGCCCUACAAAUUGAUAUGUAUAAAAUAAAGUAUGACUAAAACUCCUAUCAAAUGCCUAAUUUUUACAUGUGAAUGGUUUUCUCCAAGAACAUAUAAAAAUAAAUAAAAUCCUCUUAAUUUUCA